This is a messenger RNA of Paramormyrops kingsleyae, 1066 nucleotides long. Its product is annotated as bifunctional protein GlmU-like. The record is from RefSeq and is a predicted model, not a curated record. Lineage: Eukaryota; Metazoa; Chordata; Actinopteri; Osteoglossiformes; Mormyridae.
ACCGCAGCGGCCAAUCAAUGCCACAGCUGUCAACUGGCACAGGCCAGACCAGGCCUUUUCUGUGAAUGUUUGUAAAUGUAAGGGUUAUAAAGGGUUCAGUCGGGGAGGGGGGCAGGAGAGUGCCAUUGAGAGAUUAAAGAGCAGCAGAAAGGGAGAGAGGACCUUCAAGAGAAUGGGCUUCUGGACCCUCCGCGCUCAGCAUCCAUGCCUUACGUCUAGGCCCAGGGCAGGAGAUCCUCAGCUCCUUGGUCUCAUUUGUGGAGGAGAGGAGGAUGAAGGCCCCGUUCAUCCUUACAUGUGUGGGCAGUGUUACCAAGGCGACGCUCCGUUUGGCAAAUGCCAGUAUAAGGAACAGCAAUGAGGUGAUUCACCUGGAGGGUCCCUUCGAGAUCGUCUCUCUGGUCGGCACUCUGAACAAGGAGGCCCACCUGCAUAUCUGCCUGGCAGACAGAACAGGAGCCACUGUGGGCGGCCACGUGCUGGGGGACCUGCAGGUCUUCACCACGGCAGAGAUCAUCCUGGGCGAGGCAGCUGACCUGCAGUUCAGCCGGGAGAUGGACGACCGCACGGGCUUUCCGGAGCUGGUGGUCACGUCCUGCACGGACCGGGCCUGAGCAUCUCUCUUGGUGUCCCAUGCCGCAGAGUGGCCUUUUCACUGCCUGCCUUUUCCAUCUCACUUGUGUUAUUUUGAUUGUACAUGUUAGAAGCUUAAAAUGGUGUGUAUUUCCCCAAGCUGGGCUGUACUCAGAAAGUCUUAUUAAAACAGUGUUCACAUGCACUGCAACUACUACUGGAAAGAAAUUGAAAGACAAAUAAAUACUGAAAUACUACUUUUUCUUAUAGCUGCUUGAUUGUGCCAAAAAUCAUAAUAACAGUUAUUUUGGUCAAUAUUGAAAUCUUGAUUAUUUAACACAAUCACUCAUUCACUUUAGAAAUAUCAUGCAUUUAUGGAACCUUUAAAAAAAUAUAUAGUCUUUUUAACGGUGGAUGAACUCUAAAUAUAAACUGAGUAACAAAAAAAAGGGGGCUGGAAAGGGGUGCGCUGCAUUUAUAACAGAAGACAAGA